CUAUAAAAACCUUUGUUAUACGCCAGUUCCCCCAACCUGCUUUCUGUUCAACUACACAAACAACGACAACAAACCGUUCUCAACAAUGGCUUCUGUUCCACCCGGCGACAUCACAACGCUUCCUGCUGUGAAGGUCAUCUUCAACGCGCCGUUCGACGACAAGCACACCUACUACAUGAAGAUCAUCAACUCUGGUGGGCAUCGUAUCGGCUUCGCCUUCAAGACGACCAACCCUCGCCGUCUGAACAUGGACCCGCCCAAUGGUGUCCUCGACCCGAAGGAGGCCAUCAACAUCGCCAUCUCUUGCGACGCCUUCGAUCCGGCUGCGGAAGCGACCAACAACGACCGUGUCACCGUCGAAUGGACCAACACCCCGGAAGGAGCAGCCAAGCAAUUCCGCCGCGAGUGGUUCCAGGGUGACGGUAUGGUUCGCCGCAAGAACCUUCCAAUCGAGUACAACAUGUAAGCGGUUGGUGGAAGAUGAUGACGCCGAGAUGUGUGAUAAUAUAGGAAAAACAUUUCUCCCUUCAUAAUUGUAAUUUCCCCCGGUUUUUUGUGUGAUUCUUAUUGUCCCUAUUUUCUUGUGUGAUUGUUUGUAAAUAUUGUUUGUUUGUAAAUAAAUUGGGUUUGAAUGUGUUCUUGUUAUUUUCCAAAUUUGGCACAAGCUUUUCUCAUCUUUGCUUUGUUGGAGUAUGGUUGACUUAAUUAAGUCUUUAUUC
Meloidogyne enterolobii is the source of this 719-nucleotide messenger RNA. The record is from the annotation of a GenBank genome assembly. Lineage: Eukaryota; Metazoa; Nematoda; Chromadorea; Rhabditida; Meloidogynidae.